ACUUCUCAGCGUGACGGACCAAUUGAAAGGAGCAAUGGGCGGGCUGUGGAAAACCAGCUUCCGGUUCCGUUGGGCUCAGUCCUCUCCAAAGCUACGUGUCUUAUCCUCCUCAAGCUGCCGUCCCGCAAUCAGCCAUGGAUCAGGUAAUGCAGUUUGUUGAGCCAAGUCGGCAGUUCGUAAAGGACUCAAUUCGGCUGGUUAAAAGAUGCACCAAGCCCGACAGAAAAGAAUUCCAGAAGAUUGCCAUGGCCACAGCCAUAGGAUUUGCUAUUAUGGGAUUCAUUGGCUUCUUUGUGAAACUGAUCCAUAUCCCUAUUAAUAACAUUAUUGUGGGUGGCUGAGUGCUUCCGCUUCGCUGGAACUAGGAGCAAUGAGGGUGUGAGAAGCUUAUGAAGUAAAAAGUUGCCUGUAUACUUUGUGUUUUUCUUUUUUUUCCCCUCCCCAAGAGGUUUUGUAUUUCUAAACUAAAAUAAUUUCAAAAUAAACAUUUUUUCCCAUGAUAAA
Molecule: messenger RNA, 504 nt
Organism: Myodes glareolus (Bank vole)
Lineage: Eukaryota; Metazoa; Chordata; Mammalia; Rodentia; Cricetidae
Gene: Sec61g
Product: SEC61 translocon subunit gamma
Biological process (GO): protein targeting; intracellular protein transport
Cellular component (GO): membrane
Molecular function (GO): transmembrane protein transporter activity
Source: RefSeq, a predicted model, not a curated record